This is a messenger RNA of Racocetra fulgida, 153 nucleotides long. The record is from the annotation of a GenBank genome assembly. Lineage: Eukaryota; Fungi; Glomeromycota; Glomeromycetes; Diversisporales; Gigasporaceae.
AUGGCCACACGUCCUGAUGAAUUUGAUACUGUGCUUGAAUUUUCAUCCCGUAAAUAUCGUGAAGUAGUUAAUCAAAAGAAUCGCUUACAAGAUAUUAAACCAGGGGAGAAAUUAUCUGAAAUUUUUAAAAAACCUGAAGAUCUUGAUAAUGCA